AUGUCAUCAUGCCUUUCUCUUGGUGAUUAUUGCGAUGGAAGAGUUAGAGCCACUCCCACACCACGCAGCUUCGAUGCUUAUUCCUCCACGUCCUCAUUUCAUCGCACUCAACUAUCCACUCUCACUUCCCCCAGUACCAUUAACCCAUUCCACCCUUUCAUUCCUCUCAAUUUUACCACUCCCUUUGUCUCACAAUUGUUAUUUCGUCUUCUUCGCCACCUUCAUUUGUGCUUCUCCUCUAAUCCCAUUCGUGUAUGCACCUCAAUCCUUACCGUCCACAAUGCUGGAUGUGUCCACUCCCAACCUCCUACUUCUCACCUCCACCACCGUCUUCUGCUUCUGCCUUUGCCACUCACUUCAGCUUGCAUCCCCUUGCCAUCUCCCAACGGCCUCUGUCUGUGGGCGUUGCAACAGGAUGGUGAUGCUGGUGGUGGAGAGGGCGCAUGCAAUGUGAAGGCUUAA
This is a messenger RNA of Hydatigera taeniaeformis, 462 nucleotides long. NCBI's taxonomy places the organism in Eukaryota, Metazoa, Platyhelminthes, Cestoda, Cyclophyllidea, Taeniidae. The record is from the annotation of a GenBank genome assembly.